AUGCGGGCGACAGAUAUCGCACCGCAUACAAAUCCGAAGAAGGCGGUGGGGAAGGAGGACCGUCUCGCCCAAACCCGACGGAGAAGGAACACCCUAACGAAAAUCUCGAGUGAAAUUAACAGGAUGCCAGUGGCAGUGCCAAUAUCCAGUAUUCAUUACGGAAAGAGGCCGUCUCAUGAUCUACUCUACAGACAAACUCCCUUUUGCACCCGACUGUCGGUCGGGUCAAAGGUUGUGUUUUGUGCGCUGCUCCCGAGCAGGCCGCUCAUCAAGAAGGCUUUGGUUGGCGUUCCUCUCCAUGUGUCCAAUGCGCAACCUCUUGCACACUCACCUCCUUUUUCUAUUUUUACUAACUUUGCCUGGCUUUGCCACUCUUUGCAGAUACACCGCAAUAAGUGA
Trypanosoma cruzi is the source of this 399-nucleotide messenger RNA. RefSeq lists its product as uncharacterized. The transcript has a single exon. NCBI's taxonomy places the organism in Eukaryota, Euglenozoa, Kinetoplastea, Trypanosomatida, Trypanosomatidae. Bases 1 to 399 code for a protein of 132 amino acids. The record is from RefSeq and is a predicted model, not a curated record.